This is a messenger RNA of Pistacia vera, 891 nucleotides long. Its product is annotated as MLP-like protein 423. Gene Ontology annotation, biological process: abscisic acid-activated signaling pathway; defense response. Bases 89 to 547 code for a protein of 152 amino acids. Gene Ontology annotation, molecular function: protein phosphatase inhibitor activity; signaling receptor activity; abscisic acid binding. The transcript has 2 exons. Lineage: Eukaryota; Viridiplantae; Streptophyta; Magnoliopsida; Sapindales; Anacardiaceae. The record is from RefSeq and is a predicted model, not a curated record.
UACUAUAUAUACUUAUGCCUAUGGUGAUCAGUUCUCAAGUGUCUACUUGUCUCUGAAUUUUGCUCUAUUUUCUACAUCAUAUAACACGAUGGCUACUGGUGGAAAGCUUGAUGUUGAGAUUGAGGUCAAAUCUUCUGCUGAUAAAUUCUGGGGGGCUAUCAGAGAUUCCACCUCUCUCUUUCCCAAAGCCUUUUCUCACGAUUACAAGAGCAUUGAAGUUCUUGAGGGCGAUGGCAAGGCCCCUGGCUCUGUUCGUCGCAUAACAUAUGCUGAAGGUUCUCCUAUUGUUAAGGUAUCGACCGAAAAGAUCGAAGCUGUAGAUGAUGUGAAGAAGGAGGUUUCUUACCGUGUGAUUAAUGGGGAUCUCUUGAAGUACUAUAAGGUUUUCAAGGGCAUCGUAGCUGUAAGUCCAAAGGGAGAUGGGAGCUUGGUGAAAUGGUCAUGUGAGUAUGAAAAGGCAAGCAAUGAGAUUCCUGAUCCAAGCGUCAUCAAGGAAUUUGCUGUCAAGAACUUCAAAGAAGUGGAUGAGUACAUUGCCAAAACAUAAGAUGCAAUCUGCCUACAGGAAGGUUGCGUUUUGCCCUCAUAAAUAAUGUGGAGUCUCUCUCUUUCCACAAUAUGAUACUAGUUUCAAUCUUUCUAUGUGGUUUCUUAGUCUGCAAUAUGAGUUUCUACUCAUUUAUCAGUUAAAUUAUGUAAUGGUUUGGUCAAGUUUAUGCUACUCCCUACAUUAAAUUUGCUCUGUGUACUCCAUGAGGCAUAUCAUAGUGUCAAGUUACAUAAUCAGUUGUCCUUGAGAUCAUCAAAGAUGUCUGAUUAUGGGCAAAGAAAGUUUCUUACUUCCCCAAAAGCUGAGAUUUGGUGAGAUGCCAUAAAAAGUCCAUUAAUACA